This is a messenger RNA of Pygocentrus nattereri (red-bellied piranha), 3218 nucleotides long. RefSeq names its product splA/ryanodine receptor domain and SOCS box containing 3a (gene spsb3a). The record is from RefSeq and is a predicted model, not a curated record. The coding region runs from base 348 to 1430 and encodes 360 amino acids. Gene Ontology annotation, cellular component: SCF ubiquitin ligase complex. Gene Ontology annotation, biological process: proteasome-mediated ubiquitin-dependent protein catabolic process. Gene Ontology annotation, molecular function: protein binding. Lineage: Eukaryota; Metazoa; Chordata; Actinopteri; Characiformes; Serrasalmidae. The transcript has 7 exons.
CUUGAGACCAGUGUGGCAUUAAAUGACAAGUGACUUAAACCAAUGUCUGUGGACGCUCCAAAAGCGACCCCACCCGUUCAGACGGGUGACCAAUCCCCCCCCCCGGCCUGCGCGGGUAAAGGGGGCUGGACUCCGGCCCUGUAUUGUUUACGUCCGUAGUCAAAAGUAGGUCAUAGAAAGAGUGUGACAGCUAGCGGCGAGAAGACUCGGAUGUUUUUACAGAAACGAUUUUCUGGGCUGCAUCUCGACGGGCUUUAACAUUAAGUUACGUCUGUGCAGAGACUGAAAAGGACUCGGCGGACUGCUGGGCGACCUCUACAAAGCUGGUGUGGUGGCCUUUGGCUGGCAUGUCCAGACGCAGCAGGAACAGUCGGGCGUGGCGGUACGUGUGGAGUGGAAUUCAACGUGAUGCGGAUGCAAGAGCACUGGUGCUGGCCUCGGAGAGCGAAGAGUGGGGCUACGAUCGCCUACAGUACAGUGACUCUGACUCAGAAGCCGAGUAUUCUGCUAUCGUGCCAUCAGUACCCAGUGCAGUGCCAGUAACUGGAGAGUCAUACUGUGGCUGCGACUCACAGAUGGAACCCAGCUGCAACCCUCGUCUGCGCAGUUUCCCGCGCUUGCGGGACUGCCACUGUGGUGAGGAUGACCAGGAAUUUGACUGGGUGUGGGACGAGGGCAGUCGAUCAGCAGCCACACUGUUGAGCUGCGAGAACAGAAAGGUGAGCUUCCACUCGGAAUACAGCUGCGGGACAGCAGCCAUCCGCGGAUCCAAGGAACUCUCUGAGGGACAGCACUUCUGGGAGAUCAAAAUGACCUCUCCUGUGUACGGCACAGACAUGAUGGUAGGCAUUGGCACAUCAGAUGUGAAUCUGAACAAAUACAGACACACAUUCUGCAGCUUACUGGGUAAAGAUGAAGACAGCUGGGGCCUGUCAUAUACAGGGUUGCUACAUCAUAAUGGUGACAAGGUGAGCUUUUCUUCACGAUUUGGCCAAGGAUCAAUCAUAGGAGUUCACCUUGACACCUGGCAUGGAACUCUUACCUUCUUCAAAAACCGCAAAUGCAUUGGUGUAGCUGCCACAGAGCUGCAGAACAAGCGUGUGUAUCCCAUGGCAUGCUCCACAGCUGCCAAAAGCAGCAUGAAGGUGAUCCGCUCUGUCUCUGCCCCCACCUCGCUCCAGUACCUCUGCUGCUGGCGUCUCCGCAAGCUCCUCCCCUCUGGAGCCGACGCCCUUGGGGUUCUACCCCUACCACCUGGACUCAGGCACCUCCUGCACUCCAAACUCGGCUGGGUGCUAAGCUUGGACCACUCGCAUCCACGCACAAAUUCGAACGCUCACACGCCGCCUGGGCCCUCGUCAGGUAGCGACUCGGAAGGCUGUGCUUCUGACCCCGAGGCCUGCCAGAGGAAACGCUGCCGCUGGACCUGAGGCUCAGAUUCUCUGAUUAAAAACGCAUACAUGCACACACUCUCACUUAACACAUGGUCAAUCUAUCCCAUUGUACAAACUCAGUUAUUUUAUUUUGAUGCUAUCAGUUGAUGGAGCUCGCUGAAAAACAGACCUUUGAAAUAUUUUGCACAUCUCAUGUACCCAGUUUAACACAUACACUCUACUCUUGAACAUUAACCUCUGUGAAACUGUUGAAGUUGCAUUGUGGUGUGUGGAGAAUCAUCAGACAUGCAAAAUAGCACUUUGUUUAUGUGCAAGGGCAUGUAAAACUCACAAAUGUGUAUUAGGAUUGGAGAGUGAACAUACUUUCCUUUCCAUUUGACUCUUCUCCAGUACAUUGGGACAGACAAUAAUGCUACUCUAUCCCCUAUAAACUGUUUAAUAUGUCAUCUUGAUAUUCUCUUCAUCCACAACUCUCAGCACUGUGCCCAUACUGUUUGUAGAGCAUCAGAGCUUGAUGGGUAAAAUGGAUACUAAAAUGGAGGGUAUUGGAUAGGUUGGUUUAGUUGUCCAUUCAGAAUGUGAUUCGUUAUCCAAGUUAGCUCACAAUGUGACUAGGUAGACUGCAAACCUCAUCAGCACACCAUCAGUGUUGAGUAAAUUGAGCCCACUUGAAUGGAACUGGUUCUCGAGAAAGGUGCUAAAUGUGACAAGUUUGUAACAACUAUAGCAAUUGUCUUGGUUAUGUGACUAUGUCAUAGUAUACAUGGCUGUAUUUUAAAUGUUUUUGCCAUGUGUUGGCAUCAACAAUAAACACCUGGACCAGAGCAAAUAACCCUAAAAAUGCAAAGCCAGCCGUCUUUGACCCAUUUAGUGCUAAAUGUUUACCAAAUGCCAUCAAAGACUUGGUGGUCUCUGGUAAGUUCUGUCUUUUUCUAAUUGUUUGUACUGUUCCACAUUUAAUGAGAGCUUUUAAAAUAGUUAUUAUGCUUUAAUCAUCUUAAUCUCCAUUAUUAUGGGUGUGUUCUUUGGCUUGGUGGUGGGAGAUGGAGGUCACACAGGUUAGGAUUAAAGAUGUUCAGUGUUUUUUGUUCACCAGUGUAGUAUUGCUGUUCCACAAAUGUCCCUGGUAAUUGUGUACUAAUGUGUGAAACAUUAGCACCUGCAUGAACAUAAGUUAUAGGAACUGCAAUUUAAGCCUGUUCUUGCCCCAACUUUCUCUUCUCUAGGUUAGAGACUGGUGCUCUGCGCAAUAUGUUCUCUCUAGAGCCACUCCUACCUUGAUACAAAGCAAAACCGCUUUUGGGAAUCUUUUGGAUAGUCUCACCCCGAAACCCAUUACUUGAGAGCAAACUCGCAGACCAACAAAUGGGCAGUGUCAAUGUCUGUGACAUGUUGUCACUUCUUUAUAUUCAGCUAGAAAAGCUGAUGUUCUUAAUUCAAAUCUGAUUUGAACAAUGUACCUGCCCCCUUUCUUAUAAGUAUACUCUUACGUCUCUCUAUGAGGGUCAUAUUUAACCAGUAUGGGGUCUAUGUGUGUAUAGGUUUUAUAAUUCACAAAAUCAAGUUCUUUUUGUUAUGCAUUAAAGCACUUUUCUGCUUCUUGUAUGUAUGUAGAACUACAUACAGAUCCUCUAUGCUGUGUUCUGUACAUAUUGUAUGUAAUAGUUUUUCUGUCAUCUGUCUCUCUUUGCUGUAUGUCAUGCAUGGCCUUUUAUUUGAAGUAUGAUUAAAGGAAUUGGAAGAAAAUCAUAUAUGCACAGAAAAAGAGACGAGAUGUAGGUUGCUGUUUUUUAACAAAAAAUAAAGGAUUAAAAAGCAACGCUA